This is a messenger RNA of Fonsecaea monophora, 1611 nucleotides long. RefSeq lists its product as hypothetical. Gene Ontology annotation, molecular function: spermine transmembrane transporter activity; spermidine transmembrane transporter activity. The transcript is spliced from 4 exons. Gene Ontology annotation, biological process: transmembrane transport; spermine transport; spermidine transport. Bases 1 to 1611 code for a protein of 536 amino acids. NCBI's taxonomy places the organism in Eukaryota, Fungi, Ascomycota, Eurotiomycetes, Chaetothyriales, Herpotrichiellaceae. The record is from RefSeq and is a predicted model, not a curated record.
AUGGAGGACCAGACACCGCUCCAUAUGCAGACAACAGAGUAUAUGGGACUCCAGACAGAGGAGUCGGCAGAUCAGACUGAUAGGAUGUCAAUGGAUCAUACUGGCCCCAUGGAGGAGGCAAUGGGAGGAAUCAGCAACCCCAUGCCGACCUCAGAUCCUGAUAACCCCCAGAACUGGCCCCUACACCGAAAGGUCUAUGUCUCCCUCGUCGCCUUCUCGUUCGCUUUUGCAGUCGCAUUUGGGCUCACGUCGUACACGAUUGGCAUUGGCGAUGUGGUCGCAGAGUUCAACAUCUCAAUGACUCUCGCCAUUGCUCCAUUCUCCCUUUACCUUGUCGGCAUUGCUUUUGCCCCGGUCUACACUCCUCAUGUGACGGAAAGAUUUGGCCGUGCCCCAGUCUACUUUGUCAGUCUGCCAAUCUGCGCCUUGUUUCUCCUUGGCUCCAGUCGAGCUCAGAGUAUUGGAGCCCUGGCCGUCUUGCGAUUCUUCGCUGGACUUGGAGGGGGCCCAUGUCUCGUGCUCAUCGAAGGCACAUUCGCAGAUGUCUGGCCUGCGAGGACUACUGUUACAUACUACUCGGGCUUGACCCUAGCUUCGUAUCUCGGGGCUGCUUUCGGACCCAUCAUUCUCGGGAGCAUCGUCCCAAGCACGUCCUGGCGAUGGACGGCGUAUGUUUCCCUGAUGGUCUGUCUCGCGGCAUACCUCAUCGGCAUCGGCGCUCCAGAGACCUAUGCUCGAGAGAUUGUCCGCACACGAGCUCGACGCGCGGGCAGACCUCAUGAUCUUCCCCCUGCUCAAUCGGGCACCACUCUCCGCCGCAUGGCCCAGCUAACCGUUGUCGACCCCCUGAUCAUGAUAUUUACCGAACCCAUCGUCAUCAUGACGACGCUGUACGUGUCCUUUGUCUUCGGCACCACAUUCCAGUGGUUCAUCGCCGUCCCCGCGGCUCUCAAUUUGACGUAUGGAUUCGGCAUCCGAUCUUCCGGGCUGGCAUUCAUCUCCGCCGUGGUGGGCGCUUUGCUCGCCGCCGGCACGGCGACCGUGAUCGAGCAGUUCCUGAUCCUGUUAAAGAUGCGGCAGUGCAGGGACCAGGAGAUGGUGCAGAUGGAGAUCGAGUACAGGCUCGUCCCCGCGAUGGUCGGCGGAGUUUUGAUGACGGGCGCCUUCUUCUGGGUCGGCUACACGACCGUGCCUUCGAUCAAUCACUUUCUGCCCAUCGUCGGCACAGGCAUCUAUGUUUGGGGGAGUAUGAUGAUUCUGAUAUCCUACAUCUCAUACCUCUUCGACGCCUACCCCGCGACGGGCACGCUCUCGGCGCUCACCGUGGCCGCCAGCCUGCGCCUCCUCGUCGCCGCCGCGAUCCCCCUCGCCAUCAUCCAAAUGAUCACCAACCUGGGCGGCGACUGGGCGUACGGCACCUUUGGCGUCAUCUCCGCCGCAUUGUACCCUAUCAGCAUUGUCGUUUUCAAGUUCGGAGCGAGGCUGCGCAUGAGGAGCAGGUACAGUGGCAGUGGCGGUGAUGGCAGUGGUGGACAUGGUCUUGUGAUGGUCACCCUGCGCACGCAUCAGCGGGUCAAGUCGACGCCCGCGAACGGCAUGGACUCGUCGUGA